AUGAACAAGCAGAAGGCUAAGCUACCACUGUACGUGGUCAAAGGGGCUUCACCCCCACUCUUUGGUCGGGAAUGGCUGCGCAAAAUACAGAUUGACUGGCGGGAGAUUAAGACGGUUCGGGAGGAGACACUAGAAGUAGUGCUACAGAGGCAUAAUGAAGUCUUUAAAAAGGAGCUGGGCACACUGAAAGGUAUCAAAGUCUCCAUAGCUCUGAAACCGCAACAUCAACCACGGUUUUGCCAGGCAAGAGUCGUUCCCUAUGCUCUUAGACCAAAAGUUGAAGCUGAGAUUGACCGACUGAGCGAACAGGGCAUCAUAUCGCCUGUCAAGUUCAGCGACUGGGCAACACCCAUUGUCCCGGUUGUGAAGAAAAAUGGAGAUGUUAGGAUUUGCGGUGAUUUUAAAGUGACAAUCAACCCCGCUCUGCAGGUAGAGAAAUAUCCAAUUCCACGAAUUGAAGAUUUAUUCGCAUCACUGUCAGGGGGACAGCAUUUCAGUAAGCUGGACUUGUCUCAUGCGUAUCUGCAAAUGCCUGUUGAAGAAAAAUCUCGCAAAUAUCUCACCAUAACAACGUCAAAGGGACUGUUCUGUUACAACAGACUUGCUUUUGGAAUCACGUCAGCCCCCGCCAUUUUUCAACGGGCCAUGGACCAGGUCCUCCAGGGUCUUCCGAACGUCCACUGCUAUUUGGACGACAUUUUGGUGACUGGCCAAGACCGCCUGCAGCACCUGAAGAACUUGGACGCUGUCCUGGGACGCCUUGAAGAAUUCGGCUUGCGUGUACAAAAAGACAAAUGUGAAUUUUUCAAGGAUUCACUGGAAUAUUUGGGCCAUGUUAUCGAUGCCCAUGGCCUGCACAAGUCACCGGAGAAAGUUAGGGCGAUUGUGGAAGCUCCUGCACCAACAAAUGUGAGUCAGCUUCGAUCAUUUUUAGGCAAAGCUAUACCAUCUAUGGCAGCCGCCAGAAUGCAGCGGUGGGCUCUCCUGCUGGCUGCUCAUGAUUAUGUCAUCCAAUACAGAGAAGCAGCACGUCACGGCAAUGCUGAUGGGCUGUCCCGCCUGCCACUUGCCACAUCAGCUAAGGAGAGAAUCAACACUGUGGACAGUUUUCACAUUAAACACCUGGAAACCUUACCUGUGAGCUGCAAAGAGAUCUGCAAGGAAACCAGGACCGAUCCGGUUCUCGCUCAGGUACUGGAAAUGGUCUCUACAGGUCGCUUCCCGAGAGUCCAGCAUGUGGACAGCACACUGGCACCAUUCAUCAGCAGGAAGGAUGAACUAACUGUUCAGCAACAGUGCCUCAUGUGGGGUAUCCGUGUAGUCAUCCCUCCUAAACUGAGACCCAGAGUACUGUCCGAGCUACACACUGGACACCCUGGUGUUGUUAAAAUGAAAGCUGUCGCCCGAAGUUACAUGUGGUGGCCAGGAAUUGACGCCCAGAUCGAACAAGUGUCGAAGACCUGCCAAUCCUGUCAACUCACACAGACAGCACCUGGACCAUCACCUCUCCAUCCUUGGGCAUGGCCGGGAGCUCCAUGGCAGAGGAUCCAUGUCGAUUUUGCCGGUCCUUUCCAAGGCCAUAUGUUCAUGGUGGUCGUGGAUGCCCAUUCCAAGUGGCCUGAAGUGCACCUGAUGAGUUCCACCACGGCUUCCAAGACCAUACAGGUACUGAGAAGGCUAUUCAGUCGUUACGGCCUUCCUGAGGUCUUAGUGAGCGAUAAUGGUCCCCAGUUCACUUCAAGCGAAUUCGACACAUUCAUGAAGAGCAACGGAGUUAAGCACAUUCGCUCUGCACCAUUCCACCCAGCCACAAAUGGCCUUGCGGAACGUUUUGUGCAAACAUUCAAGCAUUCACUGAAGCGCUCCUCAGGAACAGUCUCAAUCCAACACCGACUGGAUGCAUUCUUGCUAAUGUAUCGCAACACUCCGCACUCCACCACAAAGGAAUCGCCAUCCAUGCUUUUCAUGCAUCGCAAGCUGCGAUCUCGACUCGACCUGCUGAAGCCUAGCGUUGCAGCUGAAGUGGAGAAAGCACAAGAGGAGCAGUGUGCUCGUAGACAGACGCAUGCUAAAGCCAGAUCAUUCAAAGUGGGUGACACAGUCCUAGUUCGUGAUUAUGGGAGAGGAGAGAAGUGGACACCGGGCGUAGUUUCAGCCGAAACUGGUCCUGUGUCAUACAAAGUCAACGUCGGAUCAUCGGAACACUGGAGAAGACAUGCUGACCAGAUCCUGACUCGACAUGCAGAGCUGGACGUUCCAGAGUCUUCAGAGUCUUCUCAUGCUCCAGCAGAUCUGCCUGUGUUGGAGAACACAGUUCCUGAACCAGCUGUUCCGGCUCCUGAUCCAGUGAGUGUGCCGUCAUCCCCGGUAACAUCAGAGGUAGUCAACGCACCACAUCAAGAGACUGAUUUUGUCCCGAAAUUGCACAGCGUCUACUCUAAUAGCUCCUGUGUCCUCAUACUUUGA
Sardina pilchardus (European sardine) is the source of this 2466-nucleotide messenger RNA. RefSeq lists its product as uncharacterized. Gene Ontology annotation, biological process: DNA integration. The record is from RefSeq and is a predicted model, not a curated record. Bases 1 to 2466 code for a protein of 821 amino acids. The transcript has 3 exons. NCBI's taxonomy places the organism in Eukaryota, Metazoa, Chordata, Actinopteri, Clupeiformes, Clupeidae. Gene Ontology annotation, molecular function: nucleic acid binding.